Messenger RNA from Hibiscus syriacus, 647 nucleotides. RefSeq lists its product as uncharacterized. Gene Ontology annotation, cellular component: membrane. The coding region runs from base 64 to 546 and encodes 160 amino acids. Gene Ontology annotation, molecular function: zinc ion binding; ubiquitin-protein transferase activity. NCBI's taxonomy places the organism in Eukaryota, Viridiplantae, Streptophyta, Magnoliopsida, Malvales, Malvaceae. The transcript has 6 exons. The record is from RefSeq and is a predicted model, not a curated record. Gene Ontology annotation, biological process: protein ubiquitination.
AAUAUGGUUUAAGAUACAUUUGUAAAUUGAAUUAUUUGAAGUAUAUUUGAACUUAUCAAUUUCAUGUUUUUGCUUCAGUUUGUGCACAGGAAGUGCAUUCAAAGAUGGUGCAACAAGAAAGGUGACAUAACUUGCGAAAUAUGCAAACAGGAUUUUUCACCAAAUUAUUCUCUGCCUCCGACCAGAAGUAAUCCUGACGUUUUGGCAAUCGACAUAAGGCAAGCUUGGAGCCCGCAUAUCGAUAUCCGUGACUCACACCUUCUAGUGUUAACUGCUUCUCAAAGCCAACUACUCCAAUCAGAGUACGAAGAUUACGUUGCUGCAAAUAGCAGUAGCCUUGCCUGUCUUCGCUUGGUUGCUCUUAUUUUGCUUAUCAUCUUGCUCUUACGCCAAGUCCUUAUGUUGACAAGAGAUUCUGGCAUGAUCCAGGAGUCAACUUUGAUUAACUUUCAGGUUUUGCUUCUCCAAUUUGCUGGCUUUCUUCUUCCAUGCUAUGUAGUGGCUCACACGUGGUAUUUACAAAGUCGAAGGAGGAGACAGGGUUAAAGCAGCAGCAGGCAAGGAUGUUGGGUUGCUUGACAAGCAUGUUGUUUUGUUUUUGUAAAUUGCAAAAGGCAAUUUCCCAAGUUGUAAUGAAUGAAAUAGUG